AAGCGCACCCUCCAUCACAUCAAGCUAGCGAUAAGUCUUCAACGCUCCCACAGUGGAUACUGCUGGCUCAUCGUUCAUUAGCUCUUUAGUCUGUGCACAGUUUACUAAUUUUAAGAACUUUAAAUAUAUUUAUUGGCACUCGGUUGACGUUUGUAUUUUGUGUUGACAAUGGCUGAUCCAAAAUACGCAAACCUACCUGGAAUUGCAUUUAACGAGCCGGACGUUUAUGAGACAGGUGACCUUCCGGAAGAUGACCAGGCUCAAUUUGAGUCGUGUGUACAAGAGGAGCUCUGCAGUGACAGCGUUGAGAGGAUUGUGGUUAACCCCAAUGCAGCCUAUGACAAGUUCAAGGACAAGCAUGUCAACACCAAAGGACUUGACUUCUCAGACAGAAUCAGCAAAAGCAGAAGAGUGGGCUAUGAGUCUGGAAACUUUGAAAUUCUUGGCGAGGGCUGUGGGGUGAAGGAGACGCCACAACAGAAGUAUCAGCGUUUGGUGAACGAGAUCCAGGAACUCACCCAGGAGGUGGAUGCCAUCCAGGCUGCCGCCACGGAAAGUAGCGCAGAGGAGCGCCUCACGCCAGUAGUUCUUGCACAGCAGGCGGCUCAGCUUAAACAACAGCUGGUGUCUGCCCAUCUUGACACAUUGCUGGGACCACAGGCACACAUCAACCUAGCUGAUCCAGAUGGAGCUCUUGCUAGACGUCUGCUCACUCAGCUGGAAGUGGCGAAAGGCCCGCAUGGCAGCACCGCAGGAGACGGCAAAGCUGCUGCUUCGGCAAAAGCUCCAGACGGAGUGGUGCUCUACGAGUUACACAGCAGACCGGAGCAGGAGAAAUUCAAUCAAUCUGCCAAGAUGACAGACUUGGAGAAGCGCCUGGCUGAGUUGGAGAUUGCUGUUGGCUCAGGAUCAAACAAGCAGGGACCUCUGAAUGCUGGUCUGCAAGGAGUCAAUUUGAUGGACACUAUAGAGAUCCUGCAGGCCAAAGUCAGCGCUCUGGACUCUGCCACUCUGGAUCAAGUGGAGGCAAGACUGCAGAGUGUUCUUGGGAAAAUGAACGAGAUAGCGAAACACAAAGCAGCAAUUGAAGAUGCUGAAACACAAAACAAGGUGUCGCAGUUGUAUGAUGUGGUUCAGAAGUGGGACGCUGUCUCCACCUCCAUACCACAGGUGGUGCAGAGGCUGGUGGCUGUGAAGGAGCUGCAUGAACAAGCCAUGCAGUUCGGCCAGCUGCUGACCCACCUGGACACCACUCAGCACAUGAUCAACAACUCUCUGAAAGACAACAGCACUCUGUUAACACAGGUUCAGAAGACGAUGAAGGAAAACCUGGUGGCUAUUGAAGAGAACUUUGCAGCACUAGAUCAGAGAAUGAAGAAGCUUUCUAAAUAAUGUGUGGCUCAGCCCAAAACCCCAGAAUCCAUGGACAAUAAAUAAAGCAUUGAUUUGCGAGCACUGGGAGGGAGGAGGAGGAGAAGUGGACCAUCAAAGAUGGAAAAAUGUUAAGACCACCAAAUGUUCCCCUAAUGUACUCUCAUUUCUAUUCACCUGCUUCAACUUCAUAUAUAAAAAUCAGUUUUCUUUAACCAAACCCAGCACGCCACUGGUUGAAGCCGCCUAUUGGGUUUACUCAGUUUUAGAGUGCAUUGUUUUUAAUAUUCUGAUCUGCUGGAUUUGUACUGUAAAGUGGACACAUUAAAACACUCAGCAUUGUUUUUUCUCUGAAAAAGACUGUCCAUCAGGUUGAGUUAGCAAACCAGUCAGUGAGGUUGACGUGUCAUGGAAGGAAAGCUUGUAAAUACUGUAUGCUUGUGUACGGAAACAUUUCUUCACACUUGUUUGCUUGUAAUUAUAUAAUGACCUAAAAACUCUAAAUCAGCUUUUGCAAUGCAAUGUCUGCAACAAUAUGGUUAAGUUAUGGUUACUGAGGCUGAUAAAUUCAAAUGUAGUAUAAAUGACUCCUUUAGUUUUGGGGGAUUUUGGAUCUUCAGCAAAGCUGUUUGUAAAAAAUCUGGUUUAUGUGAAAAAACAAACUGACUUUCAAUAAAAACCUAAAAAUGAAAAUU
This is a messenger RNA of Oryzias latipes (Japanese medaka), 2066 nucleotides long. The record is from RefSeq and is a predicted model, not a curated record. NCBI's taxonomy places the organism in Eukaryota, Metazoa, Chordata, Actinopteri, Beloniformes, Adrianichthyidae.